CCCGUCUCCUUGACAACGCGGUUGUAUAUAACGGGCGGCUGAGGACCAUGUGUAGCAGGUUCUCUUACACCGACCUCCUUAGUGUCGUACUGUAAGAAGGCAUCUCCUUCUCCUCCUUCCUCUCGCCCUCUUCUCUGAAGCCCUCAACCCGCCAACAUGCGUGAGUGCAUCUCCAUACACGUCGGUCAGGCUGGUGUGCAGAUCGGUAAUGCCUGCUGGGAGCUGUACUGCCUGGAACAUGGCAUCCAGCCUGAUGGGCAGAUGCCCAGUGACAAGACCAUCGGAGGAGGGGAUGAUUCCUUCAACACCUUCUUCAGCGAGACCGGAGCCGGCAAACACGUCCCCAGAGCUGUGUUUGUGGACCUGGAACCUACAGUCAUCGAUGAGGUGCGCACUGGUACAUACCGCCAGCUGUUCCACCCAGAGCAACUGAUCACUGGGAAAGAAGAUGCUGCCAACAACUAUGCCCGUGGGCACUACACUAUUGGCAAGGAAAUCAUUGAUCUGGUGCUUGACAGAAUCCGCAAACUGGCUGACCAGUGCACAGGUCUUCAGGGUUUCCUGGUCUUCCACAGCUUCGGUGGUGGCACUGGUUCUGGCUUCACCUCUCUGCUGAUGGAACGUCUCUCUGUUGAUUAUGGAAAGAAGUCUAAGCUGGAAUUCUCCAUCUACCCAGCUCCCCAAGUGUCCACUGCUGUUGUUGAGCCCUACAACUCCAUCCUCACCACUCACACCACCCUUGAGCACUCUGACUGUGCUUUCAUGGUAGACAAUGAGGCCAUCUAUGACAUCUGCCGUAGGAAUCUAGACAUUGAGCGCCCAACAUACACCAAUCUUAACAGGCUAAUUGGUCAGAUAGUGUCCUCUAUUACAGCUUCUCUUAGAUUCGAUGGAGCCCUGAAUGUAGAUCUGACAGAGUUCCAGACUAACUUGGUGCCCUAUCCUCGUAUCCACUUCCCUCUUGCCACCUAUGCCCCAGUUAUCUCAGCAGAGAAAGCUUACCAUGAGCAGCUUUCUGUGGCUGAGAUCACAAAUGCUUGCUUUGAGCCAGCCAACCAGAUGGUGAAAUGUGACCCUCGUCAUGGUAAAUACAUGGCUUGCUGCCUGUUGUACCGUGGUGAUGUGGUGCCCAAAGAUGUAAAUGCAGCUAUUGCCACCAUCAAGACCAAGCGAACCAUCCAAUUUGUGGACUGGUGUCCAACUGGUUUUAAGGUUGGUAUCAACUAUCAGCCACCAACUGUGGUUCCAGGUGGGGAUCUGGCCAAGGUACAGCGCGCUGUGUGCAUGCUGAGCAACACCACUGCUAUUGCCGAGGCCUGGGCAAGACUGGACCAUAAGUUUGACCUUAUGUAUGCCAAGCGUGCCUUUGUGCACUGGUAUGUAGGUGAGGGUAUGGAGGAGGGAGAGUUCUCUGAGGCCCGUGAGGACAUGGCUGCCCUGGAGAAGGACUAUGAAGAAGUCGGUGUAGACUCUGUAGAAGGAGAGGGCGAGGAGGAAGGAGAAGAAUAUUAAAUGUCAAAACGGUGCUGCUUUUCACAGGGAACAAUAGAACAUCUGAAGCCAGUUCUGUUUUAUGUAGCAACUCUAUGUUCUUAUGUAUUUUUGCUGCAUUUAACUUACCUGGUUCGAAACACUUUAUGACAUCUCCAUUGUGGUAGAUUUGUCAAUAAAACAUUCCCUGUCUUAAACAUA
This is a messenger RNA of Hyla sarda, 1692 nucleotides long. RefSeq names its product tubulin alpha-1A chain. The transcript is spliced from 4 exons. Lineage: Eukaryota; Metazoa; Chordata; Amphibia; Anura; Hylidae. The record is from RefSeq and is a predicted model, not a curated record. Gene Ontology annotation, molecular function: GTP binding; structural constituent of cytoskeleton. Gene Ontology annotation, biological process: mitotic cell cycle; microtubule cytoskeleton organization. The coding region runs from base 157 to 1512 and encodes 451 amino acids. Gene Ontology annotation, cellular component: microtubule; cytoplasm.